Ogataea angusta is the source of this 528-nucleotide messenger RNA. RefSeq lists its product as uncharacterized. Lineage: Eukaryota; Fungi; Ascomycota; Pichiomycetes; Pichiales; Pichiaceae. The transcript has a single exon. Gene Ontology annotation, biological process: ribosomal large subunit export from nucleus. Gene Ontology annotation, cellular component: preribosome, large subunit precursor; nucleolus. The coding region runs from base 1 to 528 and encodes 175 amino acids. The record is from RefSeq and is a predicted model, not a curated record.
AUGGCAAAGAAGAUCUCCAAGCAUUCUCGUGCAGCCCGCCGGGGUGAAAUCAGCGAAACAACGGGUGAAACGAGAGAUCUUGAAAAGGUUCCUCGUCUGGAAAAAACCGACACUAUAGGGCCAAUGAUUCGUGCAUCUGCAUCUAGAAAUGAAGACUUAUUGCGCCAGAAAAUGGAAAAAAGAGCUUCAAAGUCCAGUAAGAGUAAGUCUGCUAUCUCCAAAGCGGUCAAGACUAGAAGGAAAAAAGCUCUGGUUAUUGACGGAAGGCUUGGAUCUAAAAUUGAGGCCAGCAUCAACAGAGCAAAAGAAAUUCAAUCCAUGAGAAAAGCUAAUUGGGAUACCAUAAAUAAGCAAGCCAAAGAAGCGGUGAAAAGUAGGUUAUUAUACAAUGACGACAAAGGCCAAACUCAAGAGCACAAGGACGCCAUGGAAGAUGUCAGUGACUGGGAAGAUAUGGAUGAAGAAGAAGAAUCAAACGAUCCCGUGCCCUCUAAUAGAUUUGCGCUAUUGGAAGAAGUGGAAGCAUAA